Ostrinia furnacalis (Asian corn borer) is the source of this 2060-nucleotide messenger RNA. RefSeq names its product EB domain-containing julius seizure protein (gene jus). The coding region runs from base 1 to 666 and encodes 221 amino acids. Lineage: Eukaryota; Metazoa; Arthropoda; Insecta; Lepidoptera; Crambidae. The record is from RefSeq and is a predicted model, not a curated record. The transcript has 8 exons.
AUGUUGUUAUGUGAACCAGACCGGGGGGCGAUCGGAGACGCGUGCACCUUGGACUCUGACUGCACGUUUCCGGACGCCGUGUGCGACAGCGGGCAGAAGACGUGCCAGUGCCACCCGGACGUGCCAGUCAGCAACCACGUCGAUAAGUGUGGGAAAGCUGCUGGAAUAAACCAAACAUGCGGCUUCAACGAGCAAUGCGAGGAGGCGGACUUCAAGACCGAGUGCCGCAACGAACGGUGCGUGUGCAAGUUCGAAAUGGUGCCCACAGAGACGGUCGACGGGAUUGUGUGUACAGCGGAGAAGAGAAUAGAGGAGUCGACCAAGACCCUGGACCCGGCUAUGAUCGGCAUCCUGGUGGCCAUGGCGCUGAUGUUCGUCAUCAUCUGCGUCGUGCUCCGCCUGUUUAGUCGAGCGCGAUGGAGGGAAAACCGCACCAUCUUCAACACACCAAACCCUCGGCUGAUGAACGUAUCGCUCUUGAGAGACUCCAAGUUGUUGCAUUCGCAGGAUCGCCGAGGUUCCCGCAUAAGUAUGCGACCGCCAUCGCGGCAAGCCAGCCAGCAAGAGCUGAGACCGCACUCGCCUGGCCCAGCACGACCACACCAAAGCCAUCAGCUUCACCGAAAACCCUCAGAGCAAGCAGCGCACAUUCUGCUACAUCCCUGAGGUCGGCCACACUGCGGUCACCUACUACUCCGGGACCCACUUCGGUCACCGUAGAGAUACGAGCCCCAGACGCAUAACCUAGUUCAUCUAGAAGACAAUUGACGAUUCGAUCUAUAAAGCAAUCAAUAAAAAAUAUCGAUAAAGGUCUAGCCAAUAUAACCAACUUAAGUAACGCAAAGUCUGUGACAUGAAGAGUAAAACGUACCUUAUUAUAAAAUCAUUCAGUCCAGUUUUUACCCUAAUUGUGAUAAUAAUUAGCAUUGACAUCCAUAUUAGGCUUACGUUCAUUGAUCUUAUAUUGUAUAGCAAUAAAAGCACAAGAUGUAUCCUCGUAAAUUCAGCCACUUAAAAAGUGCCUCUAAAAUUUGUCUCAUAAAAUCUAUUGUAAGCUAAAUUUAAAACACAAAUAGAAGUAAUGCAGUUGAAUAUUUAAAAUAGUUAUCCACACUCACGUUUCAAAUAUUAAGUCACGUUUUUAACAAAAUAGACGUAGAGCACAAAUUCAACGAUAUUUUUAGCGAUUAAGUGGAAUAGAAAUAGAAAAUUUAGCUUUUUUAGCGUUAGAUCGACAGCUUUUUGGCAAUUUUUAUAGAUUGUUAGUUUAAAUAAAGUUUUAAUAAGUCGAUUAUAAAAUAGUUCAUUGUUUCGGAUAUUCUUUUCUCUUGUUCCCUUGUAAGUGAAAGCUAGAUUUGGUGAUUCGACUAUCGAGUAAGCGUUGUAGAAGUGAAUUAUUUACAAUGGUUCUUUUAGCACUGUUGGAGAAAUUACUGCAUUAAUUUCAGAGGGAAAUAACUUACAGCAUAUUGUUCCUUCAAAAGUUCUGCUAAAGGGAGUACUGAAAACAAUUCGUAGAACUAAAUUUAUUUAUGGGGACCAUCUCCUUCUAUAGGAGUGAUCUGAAUUUUGAAUUAGAAUCGAUCGUAGGAGGAGGGAUGCUUCGAAGCCGCUUCUAUUAAACUUUAAAAUAAGACUUUCUAAUACUAGCUUUAAUUUUGAUGUGAAAGCUUUCCUUUUCAAUGAGAGAGAGUUGUGAGUUUCCGAUUAAGUUUUCGUGUAACUAGUUUUAGGUAUCUAUAAUCUUGUAAUGUGUAAAACGGGGAAUUUACACACAUUGUCUAAGUCCAUUGCACAUAACGCUUCGACCAAGUAUGCAAUGCGCACAAUCGCAUCGUAAACGAGUUAGAAUUUGUGAGGUAAUUUAUAUCCACUAUGCGUAUUGGUGCAAAUAUUGAUAAUAACUCAUCUCCCAUCAACCCUUUCAUAUUCUCCACGGGAUGUACUUCAGUUAAGGGGAAGAACUGGAGUUCAGCUGGUGUACCCUCACCCCCCACAUUUCGACUAAAGCAAACUAAAUUUGUACUGGAUUAAGCUAUGUAUCUUAAAUGAAAAACAAU